AUGGAUUUUGAAUCUUUGAUCAAAGAAAUAACAAAUGGCGGACCCAAUUUUAAAGAAUCGGAAAGUAUUCUCAUAGAAAUAUCGUCGUCUGAGCCUGGAACAUUUAUAAGUAACUUGCUCGCAAUUAUAACUCAAACGCAAGAUAAAACAUUGCAACUAUCAGCAACAAACAUGUUAACAAUACCUGUUAAGCGAAAUAAUGAUCAAGUAUUUAAUAGAUUAGAUCCUAAAGUCAUUCCAAUUCAAAAUAGAAUGGAAAUGAAAAAUGUCCUGAUACAACUAUUAAGUUACCCGACGGAUAUUGCCAGAGUUGCAAGCGAAGUUCUAGUCUUUUACUUUGAAAAUCAAUUAGAACUGAACAAUCAAAUAAUUCAAGAAUUAAUUUCAUUACUAACACCAGAAAAUGCUGCCAACAUAACGAUUCAUCUAUUAAAGACCAUAUUAAACCUAGCAAUGACCGGUUUUCUUGUACCAGCAACAACAUAUGAGUGUUUAAACCAAAUUUUCUCAUUUGCAACAUCAGUAGAAACUUCAGAUGAAUUCAAAAAGGUUUUUAUAUCAAUAUUCUUACAGUUAAUUAGUCGAAUGUUGCCUCCUACUGAAAUCAAUGAUUUUCUUUUUGAAAUUCUUCAGUGGGUAUGGUCAUUCACACCACAAGCGCCCAAAGAAGGCUUUGAGUUUGUUAAAUAUUUCAUGACUACUAAGUAUCAGCUCGUUACGCAAAUCCCAGAUUUUCAACAACAAGUUUUUACAGCUAUUAUGAGCGAAAACAAAGAUAUGAGUAUAGGAGCGAUAAACCUUUUAUCACAGAGGUUCUAUACGCCCAUAGACGAUAAAAUUGAAGCAGUAAAUUUCCUUGUUGAUAAUAAUCAGUCUGAAAUUAUCCAAAGUCUUAUAGAAAUCAUCUCCAAUGAUGAAAGUCCUGAUAUUGUCAAGCCAGAAAGCCUCACUGCUGCUGCCAGAAUCAGUCUUGCUUCGAUGACUUUAAAUUCAAGCGACGAAAUCAGGGAAUUACUGAUUUCCACGUCAUGCGAAUUGAUAGAAUCCCAACAAAUAGGUCAAAGGGAUGCCGCGAUCAUCAUUUUUACAAAUUUAUUAAAUGAAAGAGAUGAAAAAGUGGCCAGCAUCAAGCCAUAUACUACUCAAUUUGUUCUUGCAGCGAUCAGUGACCAGACGCCACGUAUUAUGAUCCUUGGUUUCUAUUUGUUGCAGAGUUUAUCAAUGGGAUCAAAUUUCCAAGUCGACGAUCAAAUGAUUUCUUAUGUUGUAAAUGCUGUAAAUGCUGACAUAGAAGACCUAAGUAACGAAGUCAUUGAAUGCCUCUUCGUUAUCCUCUCCAAAUGUAGUGAAGAAGCGAAAAACGCAGCAAUUGAAGCGGUUUUUCAUCACAUUUUGGAAAUGUCCGAUGAAAACGACAAAGCAGAGUAUCUCAGGUAUUUAGAUGCCAUGGUACCGAAACUUUCCAAAGAAGUUGCAAGUUUGUCAUUACCAACUGCUUUGGAAUUGGCUUAUAAUAGUUUACAAGCACCGACAAUUCCAAUUUUUGCUUUCCCUGCAAUUGGUUUUUGUUCGAGUUUGUUUUCUAAAAGCGAAAACUUGGCUGCGGAUAAUUACGAGAGCUUCCUUCAAAUGGGCAUGGUGCUUGUAGAAAACGAGAUGCUAACAGACGGAGCAUUGGUUUUCACUUCUUUGUUGAAAUCAAUCAACGACCAAAACAUUGUUGAUUUUUCUGUCAAUUUAAUCAAAGAAAAAUUGACAAGUGUUUCAAAUAGCGAAGAGUUAUCUUCAAUGCUAAAACUCUGUGUAGCAGCUACUAAGUAUAUAGAUGACCUUGAGUUCUUGGAAUCAAUCUUAAUGACGUCAAUUUCCUUCGCAAACAGUUCUGACACUGAUGAAAAUGUCAAAAGUGAAGUGUUGAAUUUAAUUUUGACAAUUUUCACAGAAAAGUCGAAAGAUCUCAUUUUCGGACACAUUCCACAAGUAUUCGAAUGUGUCUUCAUUGUAUGGAAGUAUCCAAUAAGCAUACAUCCAACUCUGAACGCGAUGGCAAGAGAAUGUAUUCCAUUUUGUAACGAACAAUCUCCUGUUGUGCAGAAAUUAGUGUUGGGAGUAUUGUUCCAGAUGGAUAAUAGAAUAAUGAAGCAGGAAGAAACAGGUUCUUUCAUUGUGGAUGUCUGUGAAGCUGUUCAUCGUUGUUCGGAAGAUCCAUUAGCUGAUUUAGCUUGCUUAUCAGGGAAAGUGGAGUAUUUGAAGAAAUAUAUUCAGCCAGAAAUCGUUGAAAAGAUUUGCUCAAUGCUCCCACCACCACCUCAGUAA
This is a messenger RNA of Trichomonas vaginalis G3, 2316 nucleotides long. Its product is annotated as armadillo (ARM) repeat-containing protein family. The record is from RefSeq and is a predicted model, not a curated record. NCBI's taxonomy places the organism in Eukaryota, Parabasalia, Trichomonadida, Trichomonadidae. The transcript has a single exon. Bases 1 to 2316 code for a protein of 771 amino acids.